CAAACAUCCUUGAAUCGAGCUGACUCUGACUUGCAGGGAUUUUAACGACCAAAAUAUUGUUGCCUUCUCUUUCAUCAUUUCUCGAAAAUCAGACUUCUCAGGCUUCAUCAAGUUCAAUUUUUAUAGCUAUUAUUCCAGGCAUGCGGCCACAGACAUGCGCAAAAACUACAGCUUCCGCUCCGGGCCCUAUCCAUGACAUUCCAGCAUCAUCUCCUGCACCGGCUGCUACUUCUUCGCCAACUCAUGCUACACCAUAUACGUGUUCCAAAGGACCCACAGCGGCAUCAGCAGAACCGAUUAACAGUACUAGUACUGCUCAACCUCGUGUUCGUACACCACUGACAAUUCGCCUGCCAAGAGCAUCGCUUGUAGGACAUGGGACGACAUUAUCCAUCGCAAACAAUGUUUCUACAUCGUCUCUUACCGCUUCUGCACCUGCUGUUGGUAUUAAUAUUGGCGCUGGUGCUCCUAUUCCCACCUCAUCCAUAUGCACUGCCAUACCUGGACCUACUCUGCGGGUACUUACACUACCUCCGACAUCAUCCAAUGUAUCACAACCUACAUCCACAACAUCUCCGCGGCCUCCUUCAUCUGCGCUGUCACCAGCUAUAACUGCAUUAAAACAUAUACUACAUCUAAAAAUUGGACUUAGUGAAAAUGCCGUCUAA
Suillus fuscotomentosus is the source of this 668-nucleotide messenger RNA. RefSeq lists its product as uncharacterized. The transcript has a single exon. The record is from RefSeq and is a predicted model, not a curated record. The coding region runs from base 141 to 668 and encodes 175 amino acids. Lineage: Eukaryota; Fungi; Basidiomycota; Agaricomycetes; Boletales; Suillaceae.